Zea mays is the source of this 1035-nucleotide messenger RNA. NCBI's taxonomy places the organism in Eukaryota, Viridiplantae, Streptophyta, Magnoliopsida, Poales, Poaceae. The record is from RefSeq.
CUUGAACCAGAAUUUUUUCUGCUUCCUUCCAUCCUCUCCCGUCUCCCUCUCUCGCUCUCCACCGCUCCCCCCUCCUUCCCCUUGCCUCUGCCCUGGCAAGUUACGGUCCUGCCCCUGUGUGGGUCCCACAAUCUCCGUUCUUUACUUUGUGCUCUGUCUCUCUCUUUUUUUUCUAUUUCCUACCCCUUUUUGCCACAGCAGGAAAAGAAGAUAAAUCUGUGCCUCUCCUCCUUUUUUAUCCCCUUUUGGACGGCUCUGCUCCGCGCUGACGUGGCUAGAGGCGAACCGAGGCCGUCGAUAUGUCGCUCAGCGAGAAGCUGGAGGCGGCGCGUGUCGCUCUCGGCAAGCGAAAGGAGCGUGAGCGCGAGCUGCAGGCCGCACAGGCGCAGCCGCUCCCGGUGCCGGCUAAAGCCGAGCCGAGGAAGCCGGCUCCGGCUUGUGCGGCCGCCGCCGCCGGCGGCGACAACAAGCUCCUGGCCGGCCACCUGGCCCACGAGUUCCUCGUCCACGGCACGCUCCUGGGGCGGCGGAUCGAGCCGAGCCGCGGAGCCCCAGCUCCGGCUCAGGCUCCGGCGCGGGCCGAGCCGGACCCCAAAAGGAGGUAUGCGGAGGUGUCGUGGCUGCUAAUGGCGAGAGGGGCCCACGUCCCCGGCGUCGUCAACCCGACGCAGCUCGGCCGCUGGCUGCAGAUAAAGGAGUGACGGCCACGUCGGCGUGGCAGGUGGCGCGGCGCCAUUGGGCGGGGCCGCCGAUCGACGACCUGCGUGCGCGCGCGGCGGGAGAGGCUGUUACAAAAACAGAGAAGCUCACAUCGGCCAAGUGGUUUCGCCAUCUCCGCCGCCCCUGGAUCACUCGGUGCUCUCCUCUCCUACUCUCCCAUUCAGAUUCUCUAAGAAAAAAAGGUCUAGAUCUAGCGAGAUCGUGCUGUAGUAGCCUUGUUGCUUGGCGCAUCGUUGUUUGUUAACAUUACAUGCUUACUGUUGCCCGUGUGCGUGUAUCACCACUGUAUCCAUCCAUCCAUGUUUGUUUCUGCAU